AUGGCGCUUACUUACGGGCAAACGUUCAUCCGACCGAUCAGGCUGAGCAGUGAACAGGCGCCUCAGGUCGCUAUGGAUGAAGAUCCCACCCAUUCUCAGCUGGAUGUGACGGUGUUGGGGGACGUCAGUCGAGAGGUCACCUACACAUCUGGCGGCGGCGACGACGUUCGGAAGCGGAAUGUGACCAUGUGGAAGAAGAAACGGUCAAUCACGGUGCAUGUCCACGUCGAAGAGACUUCUACUGGAACAUUAAGAGUGAUCAAGAAGGUCAAGCCUCAUAGCCCGCAAGUGAAAGACUGGCGUCCUGAGAUCCAGCUCAUGGGGAGGGCAUCCGAUGCAAGUAAAUACCAAUUCCCGUACCAGCUGCUCCAAGGCCUAGCAAAGCUGCAUGAAAUGGCCAUUACCCACAGGGACAUAAAGCCACAGAACAUCUUAGUGGUCACGAAGGAGUCACCCUUCCCGAAAUACCAAACUCUCGCCGAUCACUGCAGGGGAUUGGUGCCAUAUCUAGAGAUUUCGCUGACACGCCGGGGCAUCAGCCUCUCCGGCCGGCUAUUCAUCAAGAAGCUCAUGGUCCUCGAUUCUGCUGGCCGACCUGCGGCAUCUGUCGAACUUAUGUCGAACUGGGUUGUCACCGAGACGGCGGAUAUAUCGCCCAACGAGCUAGACUGGGACCGAGAAGAAUUCAUCAGCAGCGAGAAUGACAACGACAUCUUAUCAACGGAUGGCUGGCGAAACCACGUUGCGGCCGAGCAUACUCUCUUCUCUCCUAAUAACCCUUCAACAGACCAGCCUAGUACCACCAGUACAACCGCCGAAGACGACGUAAUAGUAUCAACGCCUUACCCUGUAUGUCUUCAGAGAAUCCUCCUAAUCAUGAACCAGGACUACCACACCUCCGAGCUAUGGCACAUCCUAGAGACACCGAUCACGGCCCUCCAUCUCGCCACAAGCACAGGUUCUAUCAACAGAGUUGAAAUCCUCCUCGAGUACGGCGCAAAGGGGUCGAUCCGCACCCAACCCCACGGCGAGACGGCGCUCCAUCUCGCAACAUUCAACUUCGACCUCGACAGAUAUUCGCGGUCGGUUUGGGCGUACGCCGUUAAUCCGAAUAUUGUGGAUAGUCAAGGGCGAACUGCGCUUCAUUAUGCUGCUGCUGCUUCAGGCAGAUUCAGCAGUGAGUUCAUCCACGACCUGAUCAAGAUCGGUGCGGACGUGAAUCAGGUGGACAAUAGUCUGAAAACACCAUUACAUGAAGCAGUCGAGGCAGGAAAAGGAAAAGUCAUUCGUGCGCUAGUAGAUGCUGGAGCGGAUACAAAGGUAGGAGAUCUCAGCUUCGAAGGACGCCUUCAGCGGGUGUUGUUUUGGGGAGGUAUAUCUGAGAAACUGCCGUGCCCGCUUGGGAGCAUCUAA
Messenger RNA from Aspergillus affinis, 1413 nucleotides. Its product is annotated as ankyrin repeat and protein kinase domain-containing protein. The transcript has 5 exons. The record is from RefSeq and is a predicted model, not a curated record. Gene Ontology annotation, biological process: protein phosphorylation. Gene Ontology annotation, molecular function: ATP binding; protein binding; protein kinase activity. Bases 1 to 1413 code for a protein of 470 amino acids. Lineage: Eukaryota; Fungi; Ascomycota; Eurotiomycetes; Eurotiales; Aspergillaceae.